Miscanthus lutarioriparius is the source of this 1509-nucleotide messenger RNA. The record is from the annotation of a GenBank genome assembly. NCBI's taxonomy places the organism in Eukaryota, Viridiplantae, Streptophyta, Magnoliopsida, Poales, Poaceae.
AUGCCAGGGCCAGGCUCAGCUCCGACCCAAACACCCCGUCCAGAACCCAAACCCAAGCAUAACGGCCGCCGCCUCGUCCUCCUAGGACCGCCUCUCCUCGCCGUCGCUGUUGCCCUCCUCUUGGGCUUAUCCACCAACCCGUUGCCCCGCCGCUUCCUCCGCCUUCUCCUUGGGACAAAGCACUCCAUUCUCCGCUCCUCGCUACCUCCUGACGCAGCCUACGAGGCUGACGCGGCAACCGGCGCGGUGCGCGCACCAUGUGUUCUAUGGAUGGCCCCAUUCGCCUCCGGCGGCGGGUACUGCUCCGAGGCAUGGUCCUACGUCGCCGCGCUUGACGCGCACGCCGCCGCCGCUGCUGGGAAAAGUAACUUCACGCUCGCGAUAGCGCACCACGGCGAUCUCGACUCGCCGGAGUUCUGGCUCGGCCUGCCCGAGCGGUCCAAGCACCUGGCGUACAGACUCGCCUCCGCGCGGUGCGAGCUCGCCAGGGCCGUGGUCGUCUGCCACAGCGAGCCUGGUGCGUGGUACCCGCCGAUGUACGAGGCCCUGCCUUGCCCGCCCACCGGGUACGACGAUCCUGCUUUCGUCAUUGGCCGGACUAUGUUCGAGACCGACCGUGUCUCGCCUGAGCAUGUCAGGAGGUGCAACCAGAUGGAUGUUGUCUGGGUGCCUACUGAUUUCCAUGUGUCAACCUUUGUGAAGAGCGGUGUGGAUCGCUCCAAAGUUGUCAAGGUGGUGCAGGCUGCGGAUGUCAAUUUCUUUGAUCCGGCCAAGCAUGUUGCUCUUCCUUUGCCCAUUGGUGUGUCUGUCAUGGUGCCUGAAGGUUCAAGAUUUGGAAAUGGUGACUCUAAACACAAAGGCUUUGUGUUUCUUAGUGUGUUCAAAUGGGAACAGAGGAAGGGCUGGGAUGUGCUGCUGAAAGCAUUCCUGCAGGAGUUCUCUGGAGCUGAUGACGUCGUACUCUACCUUCUAAUCAAUGCCUACCACUCUGAUACAAACUUCAGUGGGAAAAUCCGAAGGUUUGUGGAAGAAUCCAGCAUUGAGGAGCCACUGGAAGGAUGGGCUGAAAUCCGGGUCAUCGAUGAGCAUGUCCCUCAGUCUGUUCUUCCAAGUCUGUACAAAGGUGCAGAUGCAUUUGUGCUGCCAACCCGUGGUGAGGGCUGGGGCAGACCGGUGGUUGAAGCCAUGGCCAUGGAACUGCCUGUGAUUGUGACGAAUUGGUCAGGUCCAACGGAGUACCUAACUGAGGAGAAUGGGUAUCCAUUGGACAUAGACAGACUGAUUGAGGUCACAGAAGGUCCAUUCAAGGGCCACCUAUGUGCUGAGCCAUCAGUUGAUCGGCUGAGGGAUUUAAUGAGACAUGUUGUUGAUGAUAGAGAUGAGGCAAAGAAUAAAGGGAAGAAGGCAAGGGAAGACAUGAUCGAGAGGUUCUCUCCAGAAGUUGUUGCCAGGAUUGUUGCUGAAAAGAUUCAACAAGUGCUUACCCACACUCAGUUGACAAAUGAUUAG